AUGGCAAGCACUCAGAUAUCAGAGCUCUUGCGGUUUCUCUCGAAAGAUGCAAAGGUUCCGCUAGCUAUGGCCAUGGCCAAGACGCCGGAAUUACAAAAGGCUAACCUGACGAAUGCGGAGCAAAUAUCAAAAACGGAGAUUCAAAGUCUCGAAGACAUCUUCAAGGAUAAAAAAGUCGCAAAACAAGUACUAAACGCUUCAAAGCGAGCAUGCAAGAAACGCGCUGCUUCGCCGAAUACUACACCAUCUUCUCCGAAAAGACCGAAAAGCAUCGAUAUAAGGACAGAGACUAAGCCGUUUGAAAUUGAAUACUCGCUCCGUCUGCUCAUGCCACCAGCUGAUGAGAACAAGCUGCAGCAGAUCAAAGUGGUAACCAACCGAGCCCCACUUGUCCUUGCCUUUGCAGUAGGUGUCUUGAAAUACACCAUGCCUGAGCAGCCAAUCUCGAGUAGGCUAAGUCUCGCGCAAGCGGUAGUGAGUGCGAAUAGUCGCGCAAAAGCUGUUAGCUUGGGCAUCGAAAAUGGGCAAUCAGCCGAAGAAGAAGGAUGGGGGGAAGGCCAUCCUGUCCUCAAAGUUCUCGGGAGAGAGAUUCGAGUCCUGAAACGGUGGGACUACGAUCCAUGGCACGACAAGCCAUCAAAUAUAUCAGGGGCGAAAAAAGAAGUCCCUUCUACAAUCGAUUUCGAGGACUUCCUUGGCAGAGCGAAUGUGGGGAGCACGGAAACGAUGCCCCCACUUUGGGGCGUUGAUCUUGAAGCCCUGCGUGGAUCACGCGGCAACUCUAGUACAGAAGCACCAAGAACCAACUCUACAUUACCAAUUUUCAGACCAGAAUCGGCACGGUCAUAUCUGCUUAAGGCUGUUACAAAAUCCCCAGAGAGUGGCUCGUCUUCGAAGCCGAAACGGGGAGCUGCCCUCCAGCAAGAAAGCGAAGAACAUGUCGGAUAUCUCCUGCGUGCCAUUGACAUGGUAUGUAGCUCGUGGGCUUCGGACUCAGAUAAAGAAGAACUUGAUCGACGUGCCUGGGCUUGUUAUCUGCGAGUGAGGCCCGACGUUCAAAGCGGAACCCGUGGUUGGGGUGAGAAAGGGCAAGUAUGCUUGUCUGAUAUUUUGAAACUCCGAAAAGGCCAAUAA
This is a messenger RNA of Penicillium argentinense, 1134 nucleotides long. RefSeq lists its product as uncharacterized. The record is from RefSeq and is a predicted model, not a curated record. Lineage: Eukaryota; Fungi; Ascomycota; Eurotiomycetes; Eurotiales; Aspergillaceae. The coding region runs from base 1 to 1134 and encodes 377 amino acids. The transcript is spliced from 2 exons.